UGAGGUAAACUAAAAUUUAGGAGAAAACUUUUAAUUUCAUGUGGAAAAAAUAGUGUGGUUUUUGAUUUCUCAAUAUAACUAUUUAUAUUAAUAAAUGCUAGAGUUGAUUAGCGCGAGCGGUGAUUUUAAUUCAGUGAUUUGUUUGUUGCUUGCAGUGAGUUGUUAAUUGUUGUGACUAUUUGAGAUUUUUUUAAAUAAAAACUGCUAGAAAAAUGGGUAAUGUUUUAUGUCGACAUAAAAAUUCACCAACUACGUCACCGGGUACAAAUGGUUUAGCUACUAAUCAACAUUCAACAACCCAUACAUCGACAUCUAGUUUACGAACACCAUUUGAUAGGAUUAUUUCACGUGUACAGCUUUGUCCUUCAUCAAUACAUAAUCGACCCGAUCAUAAUAAAAAGAAUUGCAAUAAAUGCGAAAAUAGCAAAAAAGAUUUCAAAUCUCAAAAAAUAACCAAACAGCAAAUCCAACAUACGGGACUCAACAAUGAAAAAGAAAUCAAAUUACAAAAUCAAAAUACACCUGCAAAUAACGAAUGGCAAGAUGUGAAAUUAGAAGCAGCCAGUUUACAAGAAAUAAAAAGUAUAUUCGCCGAUUUAAUAAAUCCUCAUACACCAAUCCCCCCACCACGACGUCAUCGUCAAAAACUCAUCGAGCAAACAUACAAUGAUAUAUACAGCCAUAAAGAACCUGUUUACGAAGAGCCAUGCACAAAAGUUAUCAAACGUAAACAUGUUUGCAAAAUUGACGAAGAUCGUUUUUAUAAGCAACAUGUUAAACAUCAUUCAACUGUUUCGUUGCCGAAUAUCAACGAGCUACAAUUAAGUAUCGCGAAAGAAACCGAAGACGAAGAUGACGUCACUGUUCAGUUUAAUGAAAAACAGCGUAAUGUUGAAGAGAAUAAGAAAAUUGGACGUUUAGAAAAUUAUAUGAUGCGAUGUCGUAGUUUUGGUUCUUUACUUCCAAAUAAAUUGGUUGAUAAAUUAAAAUUAAGUCGAAGAAUUAACUCGGAAACAGCGGAAAGUGAUGAUUCAUGGGGUGGUCUUGAAGAUUGGGAUUUAGGAGUGAUCGAACAUUAUAAACCACAUGAUAAUAGUUUACCACGUCCGGUCAACAAAAAUAAAUUAAAUGAAUUAUACAAACCGAUUCCACCGGUACGAAAAACGGAUUCAUUACUACGAAAACAUCGUAAAGAUAGUGGUCUGGAUAAAAAUAUGGAAAAUGAACAGCGUAAUUCAGCAAUGAAAAUUAUUGAUAUACCAACAGAUAUACUAAAUGAAACGAAAAAUUUAAAUAAUACGAAUUAUGAAAGUGAAAAAUUAACUGAUAGUAAAAAUCAGGAAAAUGCUAAACGUAAUUCUGAUGCUAUAAAUGAAUCGAAAUUGGUAAAUUACGAAAACGAAACGAAAAUGUCGAUAGAGAAUAUUACAGAUAGUAAAAAUUUCGAAAAUUUUAGACGUAAUUCUUCUGAUUUAAAACCAUCCGAAAAUUUAAAACCAUCGGAAAAUUUAAUAGAUGGUAAAAAUCAAAAAGAGGAAAAUACUGAUUUUAGAAUCACCGAUGAUAAACUUGAAACACUUGAUAGUGUAAAUAUUUGUGUUGAGAAUUUUAAGCCGACUAUAUGCUUUGAGGAAAAGAAACGUAUCACAAACACACCACCUCCUACACCAGAAAUUUUGAUACCCACAGUAUCGCCAACAUUUAUUGAUACACAGUCAAGUGAUCAUUCAACUUUGAUGAAAUUAAUCACUGAAAUAAGAGCCAGUAAUGAUGAUUUAUCAAAUCAAAAUGAUAAUGAUACAAAAAAGGAACCGGAAUUCCAACAAGUAUCGUUAUCAGAUAUUUUAGAAAUGCCAAAAAAUGUUGAAAUAGUUACGAAAGAUUUAAUAUCUUCUGCUAAUGAUAGUCACGAACAGCAAAAAAUUAAUUCUUAAAAAUUAUAGGGAUACCUAUUUUUUGUUUUUUUUUUUUGAAAAAAUGUACAAAUAGAAUAUUAUUAUUGUUUUAAUUUUAGGGUCCUUUGUUGCGAGGCUAUUCAUCAAUCACGUCAUAAACUGCGAUCUGCGAAUGUCACGUUUUCUUCUGGAUCCUCCCCCCGUCAUAUUUCGUCACGCUAAGCAAUACUCCCUCUUCCUUUUGCAAACUUUAUUUUAUGAAUGGCUCCUAUUCAAUGUUUUUAACGUCCGAACCAAACAAGAGGUGUUAUAAAUUUGACCGCUAUAUCUGUCUGCCAGGCUAAUUUAAUGGAGAGUGUUCUUAGCUAUGUUUCAAGUGCGAGUUUAGGGUUCCGUAUCCGGGACAACUAAAAAAUAGGCGAUGAUCUUUAAAAUCGGUUCAGUUUGGAGAAAUCUCUAAGGAAAAAGUUAAUUUAAUGGAGAGUUUCAAUUGCCAGUUUAGGGUUUCUUAGCCCAAAAAUUUGUCGGAGGUUUUUUAAAUUUUAUAAAUUUCACUUGUUUUUCAUAAACAGCAUUUAUUUUGAAUUUUUUGCCCGGCUAGAUCAUUGCUAAUUGCCAACAUUUUUUUGACAUCACUGGCUUACCAGUUAAUUUCUCUGUGAGAACUUUUUCCCAUAAAGAGAUGUAUAAUCAAGCAGUGCCAAAGUGCAGAUCAAACUAAAUCAUCGCGACUUAAUCGCUUCUGUAAUUACUUCAUGCAAAAUUUAAACUUUUUCGACUCCUUCAAACUUCCUCAAAUAUAACGUCACAAUUAAGGAAUAAAGUGCGAUCUGCGAAUGUCAUUCUUUUGCAGUUAUAAAAUAUGUACUCACUUUGUUAUGUCACCGAAAACUAAAACUCAACGUUAACAUGGCAGCGUUUUUGUGUCUAGGUGAGGUUGCCUCUUUGUCAGUUAUACUUUUACGCAUGCCCACAAAAUAUGAAAUGAAUUAAUACUUAUAUUUUUUUAAGUGGGUCAUCGUAGAGACCCGUUCCAUUACCUUAUUUUAAAUGUUUUCGAAAUAGAUUUGAAUCGAAUUUAUUUUAAAGUAAAAAGCUUCUCAAAUAUUUCUUAAGUUUAAAUCCAUUCUUUAUCUCACUUUAUGUUUUUAAAUAAAACUUGAAGUGAGACCACAAUAUACAUUGUUUUUUUUUCUUGCAAGUCUGGAAGGCAGCUUUGGCAGCUGUUUCCUAUCGUUAUUUAAAAGGAUUCUCUCCUGUGUUGUUGAUAUUUGUAAUUUUUGAUAGUAUUUUUCUUGUAAAUUUUGUACGUUAUCCUAUUUUCUUUUUCUUGUAAAAUAGAUUUAACAGACUUUAGCUAGAGUAGAUAAAGUCUUUCUUAUAGUAGGAUUGUCAAAUAUGAUAUAUCAGAAGGCAAUUUUUUUUUUUUUUAAUUUCAAACCUUAUAAAAUCAAAUUCAAGAGAUUUUCGAAGGCAAAAAAUGAUGCAGCAUGAAAACCAUGCGUAGAACUACAAAAAUCAACCUUGAAACGGUGAAAAUUAUAAAAUAGACAAUAAAUAACUGCUCUAGCCUCCCUCCUUGUAAAUUGUUAAAAAUUUAAUAUAUAUUUUUUG
Chrysoperla carnea is the source of this 3509-nucleotide messenger RNA. RefSeq lists its product as uncharacterized. Bases 213 to 1934 code for a protein of 573 amino acids. The record is from RefSeq and is a predicted model, not a curated record. NCBI's taxonomy places the organism in Eukaryota, Metazoa, Arthropoda, Insecta, Neuroptera, Chrysopidae. The transcript has 3 exons.